AUGGGAGCUUAUACCGAGCCUUACGCCGGCAACGGCUUCUGGAAGUCCUUCACCAAGACCUGGCACAACAAGCCCUACAACGCAAUCUCACCCAGCAACCCUUCGAACUCCGCGUCCGGCAAAGCCAUCUUCAUCACCGGCGGCGGCAGCGGCAUCGGCAAAGCCACCGCCCUCGCCUUCGCCCAAGCCGGCGCCGCAUCCAUCGCCAUCUUCGGCCGCCGCGUCGAGCGCCUGGAAUCCGCCGCUGCCGAGAUCCGCAACGCUAACCCUGCGACCAAAGUCGCCACCGUCGGCGUCACAUCGGCGACGGCGCCGCCAGUCGACGUCUUCGUCAGCAACGCCUUCAGCAUGCCCUUCCAAGGUAAGCUCGUCGACACCCAGCCCGAGCAUUUCCGCCAGGGUCUCGACUUGAACCUGAUGGGCACCUUCAACGCCGUCCAGGCGAUCUUGCCGCUGUUGGCGCCGACGGCGACGGUCGUGGAUGUCAAUUCUGGGAUCGGCCAUUUGGGACCCAUACCGGGUGUGCCGCUGUAUGCUAUGCAGAAGGCGGCGAAUAUCAAACUGUUUGAGUAUUUGCAAGCGGAGAAGGGGGAGAUGAGGGUGUUUAGUAUUCAGCCGGGGGUGAUUGCGACGGAGAUCAGUUCUGUGGAGGAGAGUCAGGAUGAUGGUAUGUUUCUUCUCAAGCCCUCUUUGCGCAAAUGGGCGAUCACUGACUCGAUCGAUCGUGUAGUGAUGCUGCCAGCUAGCUUCCAAGUCUGGCUCGCCGCUGGCACGCAAGCGGACUUCCUCAAGGGCAGGUUUCUCUGGGUGAACUGGGACGUUGAGGAACUGCAGGCCCGGAAAGGGGAGAUUGAGGGGUCGUUGCUGUUGAAGGUGCAGUUGACGGGUGUGCCGAUGGAGACUACGUUCGCGCUGUGA
Cyphellophora attinorum is the source of this 918-nucleotide messenger RNA. Its product is annotated as putative oxido. The coding region runs from base 1 to 918 and encodes 305 amino acids. Gene Ontology annotation, molecular function: oxidoreductase activity. The transcript is spliced from 2 exons. NCBI's taxonomy places the organism in Eukaryota, Fungi, Ascomycota, Eurotiomycetes, Chaetothyriales, Cyphellophoraceae. The record is from RefSeq and is a predicted model, not a curated record. Gene Ontology annotation, cellular component: cytosol.